AUGUGUUCGGGGAGAGCGCGCUUUGCAGUUGGUUCUGCGGAAUGUACUGACAGAACCGAGUCCAAUGGCAGCUCCGCGAAGUGGAUUGUGGGUAGCGUAGUCCGACAGCGGAGAGAAGGACGAUACUCGUCGAGGGGGCAGCGGGUUCGCUCGAUACUACACGUCCCAGAACACAUUGCGGCAGUUGAGUUGUGUGUAUGUGAGGCAGCGACAGAGAGAGAGAGAUAGAGAGAGAGAGAGAGAGAGAGAGAGAGAGGAGAAGAUUUAGGAAUUGGUCUGCAGACUUGAGGCUGCGCUGUUACGAAAAAAUGGCCUAGUAGUCCAGCGUUUCCUCGAGCAUUUGUGUGUGUGUUUUGGACAAGACGCCACGCUACAUCUGACACCCCGCACGAGCAGCCGCAGCCGCCACAGCAGCCGUCCCGGGCUGCCCCUCCACCCCUACAGCCGACCCCACUAGCGGGAGCAAGAUGGACGCCUCGUUUGGCCCUACCUUCUCAGCCGUGGCUCCUGGAACUAAAGCAGAAGCAUCCAGCACCUACAAGCAGCACAGAAGAACUCCCUCCUCCUCCAGCACUCUGACCUACUCUCCCCGGGACGAUGACGAUGGAAUGCCUCCCAUCGGUACCCCUCGAAGGUCAGAUUCAGCCAUCUCAGUCCGAUCUCUGCAUUCCGAGUCCAACAUGUCUCUGCGCUCUACGUUCUCUCUGCAUGAAGAGGAGGAGGACACGGAGCCGCAGGUUUUUGCUGAACAGCCGUCAGUAAAACUGUGCUGCCAGCUGUGCUGUAAUGUCUUCAAGGACCCCGUCAUCACCACGUGUGGGCACACCUUCUGCAGACGAUGUGCCUUGACUUCAGGUGAGAACAAGUGCCCAGUGGAUGCAGCUAAGCUAACAGUUGUAGUGAACAACAUUGCAGUAGCCGAGCAGAUCGGAGAGCUGUUCAUUCACUGUAAAUACGGCUGCAGGGCCACAGCUAGCGCUGCAGGUGGGGCUGCAGCCUCCACCUCCACAGUGGCCGGGAAACCUGGAGCAUAUGAGGUGGACCCACUGGGCUGUCCGUUCACCAUCAAACUGUCCGCACGCAAAGAACACGAGGCCAGCUGUGAUUACAGGCCGGUCCGCUGCCCCAACAACCCCUCCUGCCCCCCACUGCUCACCAUGAACCUGGAGGCUCACCUCAAAGAAUGUGAGCACAUCAAAUGUCCACACUCUAAAUAUGGCUGCACGUUCAUUGGUAACCAGGACACGUAUGAAACACACUUGGAGGUGUGUAAAUUCGAAGGUCUGAAGGAGUUUCUGCAGCAGACUGAUGACAGAUUCCAUGAGAUGCAGCUAACUCUGGCCCAGAAGGAUCAAGACAUUGCCUUCCUGCGCUCUAUGUUGGGCAAACUUUCAGAGAAGUUAGAUCAGCUGGAGAAAAACCUGGAGCUUAAAUUUGACGUGUUGGACGAGAACCAGAGUAAACUGAGCGAAGACCUCAUGGAAUUUCGUAGAGAUGCCUCCAUGCUUAACGAUGAGUUGUCCCACAUCAAUGCCAGACUCAACAUGGGGAUCCUGGGCUCAUACGACCCGCAGCAGAUCUUCAAGUGUAAGGGCACAUUCGUUGGCCACCAGGGUCCUGUUUGGUGUCUGUGUGUCUACUCCACUGGAGACCUGCUCUUCUCUGGAUCCUCAGAUAAGACUAUCAAGGUAUGGGACACCUGCACCACCUACAAGUGUCAGAAAACCCUGGAGGGUCAUGAUGGCAUCGUGCUAGCGCUGUGUAUCCAGGGAAACAAGCUAUACAGUGGCUCUGCAGACUGCACCAUCAUCGUGUGGGACAUCCAGACCCUGCAGAAAGUCAAUACAAUCCGUGCCCAUGACAACCCUGUGUGCACAUUGGUCUCCUCCCACAACAUGUUGUUCAGCGGCUCCCUCAAGGCCAUUAAGGUGUGGGACAUCGUGGGUACGGAGCUGAAGCUGAAGAAGGAGCUGACUGGUCUGAAUCACUGGGUCAGAGCACUGGUUGCUUCCCAGAAUCACCUGUACAGUGGCUCAUAUCAGACCAUCAAGAUCUGGGACAUCCGUUCUCUGGACUGUGUUCACGUCCUGCAGACCAGUGGAGGCAGCGUCUACUCCAUCGCCGUCACUAACCACCACAUCGUCUGUGGAACUUAUGAAAACCUCAUCCAUGUGUGGGAUAUCGAGUCUAAGGAGCAGGUGCGGACCCUGACGGGUCACGUGGGAACGGUGUAUGCUCUUGCCGUCAUCUCCACCCCCGACCAGACCAAAGUGUUCAGCGCCUCCUACGACCGCUCGCUCAGGGUGUGGAGCAUGGACAACAUGAUCUGUACCCAGACCCUGCUGAGACAUCAGGGCAGUGUAACAGCUCUGGCCGUCUCUAGAGGACGUCUCUUCUCUGGAGCUGUCGACAGCACCGUCAAGGUGUGGACAUGCUGAGUGAACAGUCCUCUCUGUAGGAGUCCACUGGACUCCACACUACAAACGGUAACUUUCCCACAUGAUUUCCUCCUCCACACCGCCUCUUUGAUGUUGAUUUAGCGGCCACAGACCGCAGUGUAACCGCCACUUCACGAUCAAGCUGCAGCGGAAACUCCUUUAAUGCUUUUAAAACUUCAAACAAACACCCGGACCCGAUCGCCAAGAGUCGAAGACCAGCUCGGGGGGUCACGCUUCCUUAGUGACCUCAUCACCACUGCAUUAUGGGGCAAAAUAAGACGAGCUGCCUUACAGUUGCACCGCACUCUGCCAAAACCCAGAAAGACUGGACGCUGCAUCACCAUAACAAAGCAGGAAGCAGACUGUAGAUGGUCCCGCCUGCUUCCUGUGGACACAGCUGCCAAUUGAGAAGUGUACUGAUGAAGCCGCUGAUGCAUUUAGUCUUAGGCUGGUUUAACAAACAUGGAGACACACCACAAAUGGACAUGUUAUAUUUUCCCACCAGACUUCUUCAUCCUACCCACAAUUCCUCUGUCCACAUCAAAAAAUCAGCUGCUGGUGAGCAUCGGAUGUAUUUCUCAAAGACGUCUUAGUAAGAGACCGACUGUUACACACACUCCAGUGAGCAGUGACAGGAAAUGAUCAAAUGAGCUCAGCUUGGGCUCUUUCACGCCUCACCUGUUUGUCUCAGUUCAUUUAGCCUUGUGUUAAAGCUGUCAAUCAAACUUGGUGUGCACCAAAGAACUGUAUGGAGACCACCUGAUAAGGGAGGAGUCCAGAUGGACCGGUUCAUUUGACGUCCACAGAUAUGCGGUUGUAGCAAUUGGCUGAUGUUGGCCGAUCUGUUUCCUAAGUAACAAGAAACAGCAGCACAGAAACAAAUGUAACAGAUCCGUAUCAAGACAUUUUGUUUCUGUUUCUGUUGGAAUAAUCAUCCACCGGCUGUUUUGGUUUGAUUUUCCUUUUGCAUGAGAUGAUCAUCGCUCAGUCUGUAGAAACGAUGGUGACGUGUUUGUGUCGCCUGAUUUUGGAUUUUCCCUGAUACAGAACAGAAAACCAGAGUGUAUGUUCAGCAUGCAUGAAGAAGCGGCUCCACCACUCAGUGCGACGGCAGAGUACGCCUUUGUGUCACCCUGGUAGUUUUUCUAUAUAACUCCUGAUCAAGUUCAAGUCUCAGUUAAUAACAUUUAUAAUCAGGUAUUUCUUUUCUGAGCACAUAAAUAUUCAUGAGAAGCAUUAAACUGCUGCAUGAUCUGAUGAAGUCACUAGAAUUUGAUGGCCUCCAUAUAGCGCUGAUGUUGGUGAUGGAGGAUCAGUCAGUGAACCAGACUCGAGGUGUGAGUGAGCAGUGCCUGGGGAGACUGAGAAACACGAAGGAUCCUCAUCAGCAUCUGGAUAGAAGGAAGUAUUCCCGCACUCUGCAGACCAGCUCGUGUACUCAUAAUAACGCUGGCUGAGUAGUAUUCAAACGUUUCCAGUCCUCAGCAGGAGGAUGUCCAGAGGAAGAGGGUUUGUCUCUUAACGCCCCGUUUCAGACUCUGGAUGGAAGUGAUCACGAGGAUGUGGACGGACGCAGACGGUAACACAUUUCCUCCCUCCUCGUUCACCGUGGUGGAUCUCCGUGAAACCAGCCUUCCGAAACAAACCUUUUUAAUAAGCAAAGACCUUAACGAGACGACAGAGCUAUAGAUUUACUGAGUUUGUUUAUUAGUGCCAUGAUAGAGUUGUAUUCAGAGCCACUCAACGGUUGUACAGUUGUGUAAAAUAAGACAGUGCCGAGCCUGGACGUGCCCAUGAGAAUGACUCACGCUGGCCUACAUAACAAAGAGGGACAGGGAAAGAGGAAUAUGUGUGUGUGUGUGUGUGUUUCAUUGAGUGCCAUAUGUGUGGAUGAAAAGUAAGGAAAGACUGUGUCAUAAUGUGUCUCUUCUCCCCUCUUCCUGCCUCCCUGAACAGAACUGCAGAUUAAUACUGAUUGUUGUUUUUAUGACUGUAAUACUCGAUGGACUGAGAGUGAAGUCAAGCCAUUGAUUGUGUGUAAUUAACCUUCAAAUCUAAGAGCAGGCACAGAGAAAAGUGCCAUUGAGCUAAAGUGAAGCCUGCCCCCCUACGUGACGUUCGAGGACCCAUAUUGGGUUGAAAAUCUGCAAAGAAAAAAUGUUUUCAUUUCACGAAAUCUUGUACAUCCACACCAGAUGUAGACAGAUGUGCUAAAUUCAGUUUCCAGAAGGUCAGGAGUACUCUGCUUUCAUUUCAGAUCUGCAGAUCUGAACACUUCUCACUGUAGCCUUGGUAAGAAAAGAAGUGCCGAAGAGAGGAAGUGUCUUCACUGGUCACAUUUGAGUGAUUUUCUUGUAUACUUGUAAUCAUGUAAGCCUGAGUUGAUCGUUGAUCAAUAAAACUGUUGUACACUUUGA
Molecule: messenger RNA, 4855 nt
Organism: Larimichthys crocea (large yellow croaker)
Lineage: Eukaryota; Metazoa; Chordata; Actinopteri; Sciaenidae
Gene: traf7
Product: TNF receptor-associated factor 7
Exons: 22
Coding region: 468-2438 (656 amino acids)
Biological process (GO): ribosomal large subunit assembly; Notch signaling pathway
Cellular component (GO): nucleolus
Molecular function (GO): protein binding; zinc ion binding
Source: RefSeq, a predicted model, not a curated record